Molecule: messenger RNA, 967 nt
Organism: Rhopalosiphum maidis (corn leaf aphid)
Lineage: Eukaryota; Metazoa; Arthropoda; Insecta; Hemiptera; Aphididae
Gene: amx
Product: TM2 domain-containing protein almondex
Exons: 6
Coding region: 175-885 (236 amino acids)
Source: RefSeq, a predicted model, not a curated record
GAAAUAAUAAAAAAAAAUUGUUAAUUUGUUAGUCUUGGUUUAUUUUGUCAUGGUUAUUACACAAUAUCCAAAAGUCUGACUAGAAAUAUCAGUAGCUUUUAAAAUUAAUGUAUAAUUUUCAGAUAUCUACAAAUUUUUGUUUGCCAUCACUGUUAUGAAGUAUUGAAAUGAGUUAUGAAGUCGCAAUAUUAUCACUGUGCAAUAAUAUUUUUAUUUAAACUUAUAGUUUACAGCAUAGCAUCUCAAAAUGAUGAUGACCAUGAUUUAUCAUUCUCUAAACAGAAGCAAAAAUCAAUUCAAACUACAAAUUUAAAUAAUUCAACACAUCUCAGGAUGAUACGUCACGAAGAUGAUUUGGAACGUAUAGUCUCUGAACACAAAGCUUGUUCAAGUAUGCCAUAUUCAAGUAUCAGUUGUCAUAUGAAUACAACAUGUGUGUAUGGGAAUCAAACAAUAGCCAUAUGCAAAGCCAAUGUGGAUUGUCUGGGUGAAAAUACAUUUGCUAAAAACUUGACUUGUCGGUUUUGUUAUCAGACUGAGUUUUGGGAAUAUGAAUGUGUGAAAAAAGUUUGUAACUCUGCUGCUUCUCCACCAGCUUUUUACAGGGCUAAUUGUACAGUUAACAGAGAUGUUUUGUGUUUGGGAAGAAGAACAUUUUUAAAAAGAUUGCGCUGCAAUUGGACAGGUGGUCAUCGGUGGUCUACUGCUUUAAUUUUGAGUAUUACACUUGGAGGAUUUGGUAUAGAUAGGUUUUACUUGGGACAUUGGCAAGAAGGCAUAGGCAAACUAUUCAGUUUUGGAGGUCUUGGUGUUUGGACACUUAUUGAUGUAUUAUUAAUAUCUAUUAGAUACCUUGGUCCGGCAGAUGGUUCUCUAUACUUAUAAGAAAAUGUUUAAAUAUUGGUUGUUUUUAAAUUUGCAUUGAUGUAAAUAAUUUAAAAUUAUUAAAAAUAUUCUAUUUUGUUAA